UUGAGUUGCUGCGGCUCCAUGCUGCCUCCCUCUCCCCUCUCUGCUCCUGCUAACCACAAUGGCCAGGCUUGUGUGAGCAGGGAGCUGCCUCCCAGUGCACGGACGCGCCUCGCAGCAGCAGCAGCAGCAGCAGCAGCAGCGGUUCCACGGACGCUCGCCACUGAAGGAAUAUGACAAACAUCUGGAUAAAAGAUCAAUGUGGCUGCUGAAGCCGGGCUCUGGCGCAGUCGUCUCUGUUGUCGUGGAUUCUUGAGGCCUGUCGCUAUAGCAACCCCCUCCCGCUCCUGAGCCCCGCUGCCAGCUCCCCCUCUCCACCGCACGAGCCUCUCCUCACCCCCCUGGCCAACCGCCAGCGCCGAGCCGCGUUGGGAUGGACACCGAGUCGACCCACUCGGGCUACUCCUAUCACUCCAGCCGAUCCGGGAGGUCGGCCCGACCCGGGGAUCGCAGUCGCGAGCGGCACAAACCCAGCAGCAGCAAAGACAGCAGCCGCUCUGAGCGGUCGGUCGUCAUCAACCCCCCCGACACGCCGUCCCAGGAGUCGCCCGUUCACAACGGAGAGCCGCUGCCCGGGGAGCCCACGCCGGCGGCGGAGCACGGGGAUGAAGCCCAGGACGACAACUGGGGGGAAACCACCACCGCGGUGACGGGCACCUCAGAGCUGAGCGUGUCCCAGGAGGAGGUCGUUGGCCUGGGGAAGGGCAUGCACGGCCGGACCGUGGGCCUCCGCCGCUACCUGCCCCUGGCCGUGGUGUCGUGCGUGGGGCUCCUGGUGCUGGCCACGCCGCUGGCCUUCCUGCUGCUUCCGACCGUGAUGUGGCCGGGGAGCACGCAGACGUGUGAGGCAGCCUGCGAAGGCCUCUUCCUCUCCAUCUCCUUCAAGCUCCUCAUCCUCCUGGUGGCGGUUUGGGCCUUGUUCUUCCGGCCGGGCCGGGCCAGCCUGCCCCGGGUCUGCGUGUACCGUGCCUUCCUCAUCACACUCACCCUCCUGCUCACCAUGUCUUACUGGCUCUUCUACGGGGUCCGGAUCCUUGACUCCCAGCCAAACGGCGACUACCAUGGGAUCGUCCAGUUCGCCGUGUCGCUCGUGGACUCCCAGCUGUUCGUCCACUACCUGGCUGUGGUGCUGCUGGAGCUGCGUCAACUCCAGCCCUGCUACAGCAUGUGCGUCAUCCGCUCCACAGAUGGGGAGACGCGCCACUACAACAUAGGGCAGCUCAGCAUCCAGAGGGCUGCUCUCUCUAUCUUAGAGUAUUACUACAGAGAUUUCCCUCUUCACAACCCGGCGCUUCUUUCUGCCUCCAAGCAAAGGGCGGCCAAGCACCUGGCGGGCUUGAAGGUCUACAACGUGGAUGCCCCGGGGAACACAGCCGGGGCCCAGUCUGGUAAUGGGAAUCAGUCACGGGCCAUGGUCACAGCUGCUGCCAAACGCAAAGACAGCGCCCACAAUGAGCUGUACUACGAAGAGGCCGACUACGAGAGACGGGUCCGCAAACGGAGAGCCAGGCUGGUAGUGGCUGUAGAGGAGGCCUUCACACACGUGCGGCGCAUGAAGAAGGAGGACGAGCGUGCCACGCCCUCCGACAUUAUGGAUGUGCGGGAGGCAGCUCUGGCCAUAUUCCCCUCCAUGGCGCGCUCCCUGCAGAAGUACCUCCGUACCACCAGGAGGCAGCACUGCCACAGCAUGGAGAGCAUCCAGAAGCACCUGGCCUUCUGCCUCGUCAAUAACAUGAGCCCUAAGGCCUUCCUUGAGACCUACCUGGCCCCCGGUCCCACCCUGCAGUACGGCCCUGAGCGCUGGAUGGCUGAUCAGUGGACUUUGGUCAGCGAGGCGUCUGUCACCAGCGGGGUAAAGGACGGGACGGAGUUCCUGCUCAGGUGUCUCGACUUCAGCUUGGCCGUCACCGUCAAGAGCAUCCCUUACAUCCGAGUGACGGAGGAGUACAUCGACCCCAAGUCCCAUAAGUUUAUACUGCUGCUCCAGUCGGAAACCUCGGUUUAACGCCUGGCUUGUUGGUGCUGGGUGUGAAACAGGACUGUUAUGCUUCCCUGACAGACUUUUGUACCGUUUUUGUACUCAUGCUUAUGUGUUUUUUUUACAUGGAGUAUCUUUGUGUCCUUGUGGAUGGUUCUAGGAGACAUGAAGGGUGAUGACAGAAGACUGGAGGGAAUGUGCUUGGACUUGUCUGUCCUGACAUUUAUAGACCACAGAUCAGGUAUUUCUCUAUGCACAUCAGACCCACCAUGUUUCCACAGUUUGCAUGCAGCAGUGUGUGUCUGCAUGGGAUAGGUAAUGACUUAGGAGGUGUGUGAGUGAUUUAAGUGUGUGAGGUAUAUACUGUACCAGGGGUCUGUCUCAGCUUCCCAUCCCCUUCUCUCACCUAAGUUAUUUACCGUCCUCUAUCACAGUAUGUACAGUAUUUAUAUGUGAAUAUACUUUAUCUUGCCAGACUUUUAUAUCAAGAUCGUGCUUUGAUUGAAUGUUUUUAUACCUUGUCUUUUUUGGCUGUGUUUGUGGCGAUAAAUGGACUGUAAAUAUCUGAAGACCUGUUUUCUGGAGUAUUUUGAACUGAACGCCAACCAUAGCACAACUGACUGUGUAGCCAAUAGAUUGUGAACGAACACGUCUGUGGAGUUAAGUGUGUGCAGUGUCAGAUGAUCUGUAGCUUUGAGGCUCAUGGUUGACAUUUUUAUAUAUGUCGUUUGAUACCAUUUGUUUUCAAAAAGACGUUUUCAGGCAUAUGAGACAAUGUAUGAAAUGUAGGAGUUGUUUGUGUCCGGAGCAAAAAUGUGACUCCUUCUUCAAUAUAAUAACAAAUCAAGAAUUAAUUGACUCUUAUCUUACAUCUCAGUAAAUUGAAAUGUCAGUAUUUUGUUUGUGUCUCACUGCUGCCACCUCUCUCACACUACUGGAAUAGCGACUGUCCUGUGCAUCAGUCGGUCUCUCUGGAUGUGGACGGUACGUUUGUAAAUGUCGCUGGCCCAGUAGUGAUGUUUAGGACUUCGGAGUGUUUUGGUUGUAAAUACUUACUACUUGACUACACAUGUGCCUCAGUUUGACAUAUGUAGGAUCUGCUCAUUAGACAUUUUCAAAUGUGUGUGUGUGGAUGUGUGUGAGAGAGUGAGAGAGAGACAAUGGGACCAUAUUGAAGAAUCCCAGUUGCUUUUCUAAGUGUAGGUGACAAGUUGAGUCCUACAUCGUCAUUUUUUAUAACAAAACAUGUAAAACUGCAGAAGCUGUGUUGAAGUCAUUUGUAAAAACACUAUAAAUAAAUAUUUGUACCGAC
Messenger RNA from Betta splendens (Siamese fighting fish), 3287 nucleotides. Its product is annotated as vang-like protein 1. Bases 371 to 2002 code for a protein of 543 amino acids. NCBI's taxonomy places the organism in Eukaryota, Metazoa, Chordata, Actinopteri, Anabantiformes, Osphronemidae. Gene Ontology annotation, cellular component: plasma membrane. The record is from RefSeq and is a predicted model, not a curated record. The transcript has 9 exons. Gene Ontology annotation, biological process: multicellular organism development.